Euleptes europaea (tarantolino) is the source of this 1419-nucleotide messenger RNA. It is a transcript of the gene SCD, whose product is annotated as stearoyl-CoA desaturase. The record is from RefSeq and is a predicted model, not a curated record. The transcript is spliced from 7 exons. Gene Ontology annotation, molecular function: iron ion binding; palmitoyl-CoA 9-desaturase activity; stearoyl-CoA 9-desaturase activity. NCBI's taxonomy places the organism in Eukaryota, Metazoa, Chordata, Lepidosauria, Squamata, Sphaerodactylidae. Gene Ontology annotation, biological process: response to fatty acid; unsaturated fatty acid biosynthetic process. The coding region runs from base 1 to 1401 and encodes 466 amino acids. Gene Ontology annotation, cellular component: endoplasmic reticulum membrane.
AUGCCCGCCCACCUCGUCCAGGAGGAGGUGAGCGCCGCCCGGAGCGAGCGAGGGGAGGGGGCGCCAGCGCUGCGCCACGGGCCGGGAGGAGGGAGGGGGCGGCGGCUGCAGCAGCGCCCUGGGCGAGCAGAGCGGAGCGGGUCCGGGGCCGCAUCCCCAGCGCCCUUCCUUCCUUCCUGGGCUCGGCGGGGGCGCCCCGCCCAGCACGGCCAGGGGGCGCGCGGCUGGGCUCCCCCCCCCGACGGGCUGCGCAGGGCCCGCUUGGCGCUGCGGGCGGGGCGGCGUAAGCGCGGGCCCGCUCGGGAGGCGCGCCCCCGUGCCGAGGGCGACGGCGACGGCGGGAAUGCCCACCGCCCCUCGGAGUUCCCUCCGAUUUACCCCACCGCCUUUGCUUCCAAGGCCCAGAAUGGGGCAGCUGUCACCGAGAAAGAAGUCCCCACCGGCGAAGACCUGGGAGCAGAGAGAGGCAUGACUGACGACAUCUUUGAUGAGACCUACCGGGAGAAGACGGGCCCCAAGCCUGCCGUGAUCUAUGUCUGGAGGAACAUCAUCCUUAUGGCCAUACUCCACGCAGCCGCCCUCUACUCCCUCUCCAUCAUUCCCGCUGCAAAGUUUGCCACCUUGCUCUGGGGGUUUGUGUGCUUCCUUAUUAGCGGUUUGGGAAUCACGGCAGGGGCGCAUCGUCUCUGGAGUCAUCGGUCUUACAAAGCGAGCUUUGCUCUCCGGCUCUUACUGGCUAUCGCCAACUCCAUGGCCUUUCAGAAUGAUAUUUAUGAGUGGGCCAGAGACCACCGCGUCCACCACAAGUUCUCUGAAACAGAUGCUGACCCCCACAAUGCAACUCGGGGUUUUUUCUUCUCCCACGUCGGCUGGCUGCUGGUACGCAAACACCCGGACGUCAUUGCGAAGGGCAAGAAGUUGGACCUUUCCGACCUGAAGGCAGACAAAAUUGUGAUGUUCCAGAGGAGGUAUUACAAGACCUCGGUGCUGCUGCUGUGCUUCGUGUUCCCUUCCUUCGUGCCUUGGUACUUCUGGGGAGAAAACUUUUGGACCAGCUUCUUACUGGCUGCCAUCCUCCGCUACACCGCCAUCCUGAACGCCACCUGGCUGGUCAACAGUGCUGCCCACAUGUAUGGCAACCGGCCCUACGACCACCACAUCAAUCCCAGGGAAAACCACUUAGUCGUCUUUGGAGCAUUAGGCGAAGGCUUCCACAACUACCACCACACCUUCCCCUACGACUACUCCACCAGCGAGUACGGCUGGAGGUGGAACUUCACCACGAGUUUCAUCGACCUCAUGUGCCGCCUCGGCCUGGCGAACGACUGCAAGAAAGUGUCCCAGGCGACUGUCCUGGCGCGGAAAAUUCGGACUGGGGACGGGAGCCACAAGACCGGCUGAAGGCCCGCGGCCCUCCCC